Symbiodinium sp. CCMP2592 is the source of this 222-nucleotide messenger RNA. Lineage: Eukaryota; Dinophyceae; Suessiales; Symbiodiniaceae. The record is from the annotation of a GenBank genome assembly.
AUGGUGAGCUCUGCUGAUUUGGAGGAAGAAAGCAUCAAGACCUUUGCAAUGCGGCCCGCUCUGGAGUGGGCACUACUCAAGCUGCACGAUGACGACACGAGCCUGGACAGCAUCUUUGUGCUCCUCUAUCGGCUCUACACAGGUGAGGAUGCACAGCACUGCAAGAAGCGAGGGAAAGUCGUCAAUUCGGGGUCCUCCUGUGUUCCUUUCGGGGUAUGCUAA